Messenger RNA from Impatiens glandulifera, 562 nucleotides. Its product is annotated as protein DMP2-like. The record is from RefSeq and is a predicted model, not a curated record. The coding region runs from base 3 to 533 and encodes 176 amino acids. Gene Ontology annotation, biological process: endomembrane system organization. Lineage: Eukaryota; Viridiplantae; Streptophyta; Magnoliopsida; Ericales; Balsaminaceae. The transcript has a single exon.
AAAUGGCCCAAGCUAAAGAAACCACACUGGCUGGACUCGGGAGCCUCCUAAAGCUCCUCCCAACCGGCACGGUCUUUACUUUUGAGUUUCUCAAUCCUGUCUUAUCAAACGAUGGUAGGUGUCGCCUUGUCCAUAAGUACCUCACUUCAAUCCUCAUCGCACUUUGUGGCCUUUCUUGUUUAAUCUCCUCCUUCACGGACAGCUACAAAGGAAAAGACGGAAAAACACACUACGCCUUUGUUACUUGCAAUGGACUUUGGCCAACUCCAUCUAAGGAAGACGACUCGGUGAAGAUGGAGGAUUAUAAGAUGAGGAUUGGGGAUAUUGUUCGUGCCUCGUUGGCAUUGGCUGUGUUUGCUGUCUUGGCUCUCUUGAAUCCGAAUGUUGUUAGGUGUUUUUAUCCGACCUUUGAGGUUGAUGGGGAGAAGAUACUUAAGGCACUUCCUCCUGUGAUAGGUGCUCUUUCUGGAUUUGUUUUUGUUGUUUUUCCUAAUGAACGCAAUGGGAUAGGGUACCCUUCUACUAGCAAGUGAUUUGUUUAAAAAAAAUUAAGAUUUGUGUU